AUGAAAUCUUUGGUUGAAUUGAUUGGUGAUUUAAUUUCAACUGUCUUUAAAUAUGUAGGAAGAGUCACCACAUCUUGUUUUGUUGGCUCCGCAGGGGGGCAUGGAAGGACAGGUCGUGAUGUUUUGGUGGCACUCACCAUUCCAGCAGGUGUAGUUGUAGUUGGGGAGCGGACAUGCAUUGUUGACUGGACAGUUGUUGGCCGAGUCGACGCAUCUGUUUGGCUCGGAUGGACACUGGAAGCGCGAGCAGUUGGAAAACUUGACGGCGAUGAGUCGGUUGUCGCAGAGAAAGGUGUAGUCGGAGCUGUUGCCAACGACCGUGUCGUCGCAGAGGAUGGCCUGGUCGGGACUAUAGACGAUGGUGUAGAGUGUGUUGUUUUGGCCGGCUGUCUCAAUAUUGACACGGGUCUCGGUGCUGAGAGAGAGGCCGCCAGAUCCAACCGUGACAGUUGA
Molecule: messenger RNA, 453 nt
Organism: Cavenderia fasciculata
Lineage: Eukaryota; Evosea; Eumycetozoa; Acytosteliales; Cavenderiaceae
Exons: 2
Coding region: 1-453 (150 amino acids)
Source: RefSeq, a predicted model, not a curated record